UGGGUAGACUGCAGAGCUCAGAGCAGAGCUGGGCUCCCACAGGCCACUGGGCCAUUGACUUGGCAAACCCUCAAACUUCUCCGCUUUGAGGUUAAGCAGAAGUGCAGAACGAAAUCUUUGUGCUCUCUACUUCUCUUAUCGCUGCGUAGAUAUGUCGCUGGAUUCUCAUAUAGAGAGGGUGCUAUGGACCAAGUUCCAAAUCUCUAAACGAGUCACAGAGAUUGCAUCUGAAAUCACCAAUGAUUUUACCUCGAUUUCUCCUCCUCCGGUGAUAGUGGGCGUGGCUACCGGCGCUUUCUUGUUCUUGGCUGACUUGGUCAGGCAAAUACAGUUGCCUGUUUCCGUUGAUUUUAUUCGCGCCGAAUCCUACGGUUCCGGCACGAAGUCCACCGGUGCCCCCACUAUUUCCAUGGACUUGAAGCUCAAUGUUGAAGGCAAACAUGUCAUCCUGGUUGAGGAUAUUGUAGACACAGGAAGCACUUUAUCCAGUCUCAUUGCACACUUGAAAUCCAAGGGAGCUUCCUCUGUUUCUGUUUGCUCUUUCCUUGAUAAGCCAGCAAGAAGGAAAGUCCAUUUUGAACUAGUGGGUGAUGGAAAGUACUACCUAGGUUUUGAGUGCCCAGAUCACUUUGUUGUGGGUUAUGGAAUGGAUUUUGCUGAACUAUACAGGAAUUUGCCUUAUAUUGGUGUCUUGAAGCCUGAAUAUUAUAAGCAAUUUGAUUUAUCAUGAAAAAUUUACAACUGUUGAUUGUUGAAGACCAUAAUCUUAUUCUACAAGUAAUACCUGCAGAAAUUGUGAAUUGUAGGAAUUACUCAGUAUACUUGCUAAUUAUGCUUCUUUCUUUGUAAAGACAAAGUGCCUUACAGAAAUGUGGAUGUGAUUAUUCUUGGAACUACAUAAAUGUUAAAGGUAUUGAUUUUACAAUAAAUUAGCAAGUAUUUUACUUUCAUAA
Molecule: messenger RNA, 953 nt
Organism: Hevea brasiliensis (rubber tree)
Lineage: Eukaryota; Viridiplantae; Streptophyta; Magnoliopsida; Malpighiales; Euphorbiaceae
Exons: 3
Coding region: 152-730 (192 amino acids)
Biological process (GO): IMP salvage; hypoxanthine metabolic process; guanine salvage
Molecular function (GO): magnesium ion binding; hypoxanthine phosphoribosyltransferase activity
Source: RefSeq, a predicted model, not a curated record